ACCGAUCAAAUCAGAUUCCAAGGUUCCCGAAAAAUGGAAUUUAAGGGAAACUACUGGCAUGAAACCUGCUUUGUGUGCAAGCAUUGCCAACAGCCAAUAGGAACUAAACCUUUGAUUUCCAUAGAGAGUGGCAAUUAUUGUGUGCCGUGUUUUGAGAUGGAGUUUGCUCACUACUGCAGCUUUUGUAAGAAGGUGAUUACUUCAGGUGGGAUAAUGUUUUGUGGCCAGCCAUGGCAUAAAGAGUGCUUUCUGUGCCGUGGCUGUAGGAAAGAGCUCUGUGAAGAAGAGUUUAUGUCCAGAGAUGAUUAUCCAUUCUGCUUGGACUGCUACAACCAUCUUUAUGCCAAAAAGUGUGCCACCUGCACCAAGCCUAUUACUGGUUUCAGAGGUGCCAAGUUUAUCUGCUUUCAAGACCGCCAGUGGCACAGCGAAUGCUUUAACUGUGAGAAGUGCUCAGUCUCCUUGGUGGGGGAAGGCUUCCUGACUCACAACAAGGAAAUCUUCUGCCACAAAUGUGGCUCUGGGGUGGACACUGACAUGUAGAAGACAGUCCUUCCCCACCUGAAAUCCACCUUGCUUUUGUUCUCACUAAAUCCAGAACUCGAUCGACGCUGUAUUUCUGACUUAAUUUUUAGAAAAAAUUCACGUAGAGUUUAUAGCGGAAGAGUUUUUGCACACAGUCUGAUUGAACUAUGUUAUAAGAGCUCAAAAAAAAAAAAAAAAAAAAACACAGUCUAACAGAAAUGAAUAUAUACUAAGUCGCAAAGGCACCUUUCCUUGCAAAAUACUGCACUCUGCUGUUAGAAAUACAGGAAAAUAUUUCUUUACUGUAAUCAAGUGUAUGAUCUAUACCUAGAAGUCAUGGAUGAUAUUACUGAAAACUGAUGUUUUUCAAACCUGCAGAGUAAAAAGGAAAACAAGAGAUCAAAUUGAAGGGCAUACAUGAAACUAAUGUUUGCAUUCCUAACUAGCUAGUUAUACAUAACAUGAUUGGCUGUGAAUGGUAGAACAAAAAUGAUCAGGAGGAACUGAUUACUAAUCAUCACAUUUAAGUAUUUUGUCAUUUUAUCAUUCUUUUAUUGUUCACAAGUACUGACUUCAGAGUUGAAGAACAAAGCUACGAUUUGCCCUCAUCCAUCCUGCUUCCACAGCUGGUUGGUUACCAUAUUUAAUCAGUGGAAUUUGAGAAUUCUGGACACUAUGCCUCUCAUUCUCUUUAUAUUCUCUGCAUAUCUAUAAAAGGGUCCUUUCUCCCUAAGGAUAGUCAAAGCAUAGGUUUCAACACAUUUUGUAUUAAAUGCAUUUCAAAGCCCACAAAGAUUUUUUUCUAAAUACUUACAGAUUCCAUGAAAGAAAAUUCUAUUCUUUCAAAAGAGCUAACCAAGAUAAUCAGUCCCCAAAGGCAAACCUUUAAAGUAAAUAGAUCAUUAAAUCAUCACUUCUGGAAAUGAGUUUUAGGGAAGGGAUUGAGUGUUGGAACCUGACUUUCACCCAGAUACCUAAAGGCAUAAUAGAAUGCAUAACUAGCUCUGAGCGUCAUGCAUUUUGCCUUCCAAAAUUACAUAGUUGAUUAAUGGGAAGACAUAAAAGUGGGCUUUAAAGAAACCUAGUAAUAACAAGAACUGAAAAAGAAUAAUUCACUGCUGAUAAUUCAGGACCUGCAAAGCAGCACCACAGAGCGAUAAGGUCUACAGACGAGCCCUCCCCACUGUUCCUCCAUGCCCAUGCAACUCACCUCACCCAUGCCAAUGGUGUUCUAGAGCUUCAAGCUCUUGCAUGACUGUGAGGGGCACUCUCAACCCUCGGUAGCCAAUCUACAAAUAAGCCAGUGUUUAUUGGUCACAGCCUUAGUAAAAAGCCUAUCACCAUGUGUUUAACUUUAUACCAGACAUCUACUGAUGAUGACCUUACCUAGCUGCCCCUGGACAAAAUUUUCCACAUUAUGUGGGAUAAAUGGAAAUCAACCUCUGCUCUCCAUGCUCAGUUACCACCCUUUGUUAUGGUGUCACUUGGGUGGAGCAGAGAGAGGUCACGAGAAGAAACCCACAUUGACAUAACAUUUUUAUAAGUGUCUACUCUCAGAUUACUGCAUAGCAUUAAAGGUUCUGAUUGAAGUCUAAUUACAUGCUGUGGCUGAUUACAACUACAUCACAAGAGAUUUAAUUAAAAUUGUUAUGGAAACACAUUUUUUGAAAUAGUUUAAAAUGCAAGGACAUUUGGAGAUUAGCAAUUUAGAGAUACUAAUAAAAGGUCAGGCUUCAUAGGCGAUUUGAAAGAUAUAAUUGUCCUUUUUUUGGUAUUAACAAUGCCAAGAUAUUUUCUCUUAUUCACAUUGUUAAAUGCAGGCAAAAAUAUCCAUAUUUUUCCUGCAUUGUUUGAAAUUACACAUGUGAAACUGAAUAUGCCAAUUGUUCUAUGAUCUAGAAUAUAACAGUGUAUCAUAUAUUUAGAAAACCAAGCCAUUUUGAAUCUGUGUAGAUAUACAACAUGUAACACUGUCUCAGUUAGUCAAUUAUAAACAAACAUACAAAAUGUAAUGGUUUUUCUUAAACAAUUGGU
Molecule: messenger RNA, 2559 nt
Organism: Balaenoptera musculus (blue whale)
Lineage: Eukaryota; Metazoa; Chordata; Mammalia; Artiodactyla; Balaenopteridae
Gene: FHL5
Product: four and a half LIM domains 5
Exons: 4
Coding region: 34-543 (169 amino acids)
Biological process (GO): positive regulation of transcription by RNA polymerase II
Cellular component (GO): Z disc; nucleus
Molecular function (GO): transcription coactivator activity
Source: RefSeq, a predicted model, not a curated record